Molecule: messenger RNA, 1453 nt
Organism: Odobenus rosmarus divergens (Pacific walrus)
Lineage: Eukaryota; Metazoa; Chordata; Mammalia; Carnivora; Odobenidae
Gene: ARL4D
Product: ADP-ribosylation factor-like 4D
Exons: 2
Coding region: 263-868 (201 amino acids)
Biological process (GO): vesicle-mediated transport; intracellular protein transport
Cellular component (GO): cytoplasm
Molecular function (GO): GTP binding; GTPase activity
Source: RefSeq, a predicted model, not a curated record
GCGGUGGUGGCGGCUGUGGCACGCGCUGGGGGCGGGCGUGGAGUUUCGCGUGGAGGCUCGGGUGGCUGGCCUGGGGAGAGUGCUGCUGCCGGAAGGUAAAGGGGCUGUUCAGGCGGAGCUGUGGUGGCUCCGGUGCGGGGACCUGGGGAGCUGGAGUCGGAGAUCCGGAUAACCCAGCAGCGGUCCCCAAAGCCUGCAGUUCAAGGCCACCUUCCUGCCUCUCCUGUGUGCCCCCUGACCUGCACCUUAGCUGGAGCUCACCAUGGGGAACCACUUGACUGAGAUGGCUCCCACUGCCUCCUCUUUCUUGCCCCACUUUCAGGCCCUGCAUGUCGUGGUCGUUGGGCUGGACUCUGCUGGAAAGACCUCGCUCCUUUACCGCCUCAAGUUCAAGGAGUUUGUCCAGAGCGUACCCACCAAAGGCUUCAACACAGAGAAGAUCCGGGUGCCCCUGGGAGGGUCCCGUGGCAUCACCUUCCAAGUGUGGGAUGUCGGGGGGCAAGAGAAGCUGCGACCACUGUGGCGCUCCUACACGCGUCGGACAGACGGGCUGGUGUUUGUGGUGGAUGCUGCCGAGGCUGAGCGCCUGGAGGAGGCCAAGGUGGAGCUACACCGAAUCAGUCGGGCUUCGGACAACCAGGGCGUGCCUGUGCUGGUGCUGGCCAACAAGCAGGAUCAGCCUGGGGCACUGAGCGCGGCAGAGGUUGAGAAGAGGCUCUCGGUCCGAGAGCUUGCAGCGGCCACACUCACCCACGUGCAGGGCUGUAGUGCUGUGGAUGGGCUGGGCCUGCAGCCGGGCCUGGAGCGCCUGUAUGAGAUGAUCCUCAAGAGGAAGAAGGCAGCCCGGGUAGGCAAGAAGAGACGGUGACCCGAGGCGGUCCCCUCCUCACCAGUAGGGGUCUAUACACCUGGACAGCCAGGCAGAGCCUGUGGCCCCUCCCUCAGCUCUGGGGUGCAGGACCUGUCCGCCUCAAUGAAGGACCAAGGAGCACACUGGGGGUCCUGUUCUGGUGCAGCAUUGGGGAGGCGAGGGGAGAUGGGAUGUCUUCUCCUCUCCCUCCCUCAUCCUCACCUCUGGAGAAAAGGGGGCUGCAGGACUGGGGAGGCUUAAAUGUAAGCCCUGACUCUACCUCGACCCUGUUUCUUCUUUUCUUCUCUGGCUUGUUGAUGAGAUGGAGCAAAAGAAGGUGUUUGGAGAAUGCAUUUGGGAUGAACGAGGACUGUCUCCCCACCUCCACCCCCCCCAGCUGGGGUGUCCCCCAGGCUGCUUUUCUAAGGAUGCUAGUCACAAUAGUCUUUAUUUUUGUGUCUGUGUGAAAGUGCCAGGAACCCUUCUCCACAUUUGUAGAUCCACAACUGUUUUUAUAAGCCGUGUGUGUCCUCUGUAGUAUUAUUAAGUAUUUUUUAGCAUUUGCCUAUAAGUUAUUAAAGACUGAUGAUACUGUAGCUCUGA